This is a messenger RNA of Xyrauchen texanus (razorback sucker), 3278 nucleotides long. Its product is annotated as tomoregulin-1-like. The record is from RefSeq and is a predicted model, not a curated record. Bases 1330 to 2328 code for a protein of 332 amino acids. The transcript is spliced from 10 exons. Lineage: Eukaryota; Metazoa; Chordata; Actinopteri; Cypriniformes; Catostomidae. Gene Ontology annotation, molecular function: protein binding.
AGGGAAAUGUAGUUAACAGUGACAUUGAGCAGACAGCUUACAUAUAACCAGUUUUGACAGAGCUGCUGAUAAAAGUUAAAUGAUCAGCAUCGAUUGAUGAGAUGAAAAUUGGAGAUUGGUGUCGGAUGUUAAAAUCCUGAUUGGAGCAUCCCUAAUAUUCAAGUUGACUGUUUCAAAAACUAAUGAUGAUGAUUAGUGGGAUGAGAUCCUGUCACAAAAUGGACAAAAACAGGUACACAGUGGAUGGUAACAUUUGGAUAUGAAGAAGACUUUGUUUCACUGUUUAUAUAUUUAUUUGUUUGUGGUUGAACUGAAAAAAAGUCUCAGUUUGGUUCUUUUUAAGAGGGUUCAAGUGUGAAAACCCCAGCAGCCUUUUUGCAGUUGAACAUGUGGUCUGAGUGGUUGAGACCAGUCCGCACCGCACCUGCUCUGCCCUCGUGAUGCUAAAGAAAUAGUUUACCAGAAAUUUGUAUUCAUUGUCAUUCAAUGUCAUAUACUCACUGUCAUGUUGCUCCAAACCUGUGUGACCUACUUUCUAGAUUUUUGGCAGAUUGUAAGCCUCAUUCCAGUGUUUACCAUAGUUGCAUUUUGUCGCGGCGCUGCGCCACUGCUGAAUUAUUAGCACCGCUCGUGGGAUUUUACAUGGUUCAUUUAAUAUUCUUGACUCAAUGUACCGGGAGCCAGCUGGUAGAGAGCUGUGCAGUGUGUAAACCUCACUCUCCUGACCUCAAGAGGUGCACUAGCAACUGAUUCUAGAGGCUGUAGCCUUUAGCCUCCUUGUUAGAGUACCCGCCUCCCACGCCGGUUCGAGUCCCAUUCGGAGCGGGGCAAUUAGGACUGGUUACAAUGGUGCCGUGACCCGGAUGGGAGUGAGGUUUAGGGGGGGUGAGUGUAAUGGGAGCCAGCUGGUAGAGAGCUGUGCAGUGUGUAAACCUCACUCUCCUGACCUCAAGAGGUGCACUAGCGACUGAUUCUAGGGGCUGUAGCCUUUAGCCUCCUUGAUAGAGCACGCGCCUCCCACGCCGGUUCGAGUCCCGUUCGGAGCGGGGCAAUUAGGACUGGUUACAUCAACAUAAUGCUUGCCAGCCCCAGUAAGCUGUGCGCUGUCUACACUGCAAAAGGGACCCUACCACACACCAAUACACUUACAGUGACGUCACUCGCUUCAUUUGAAGUGGCCCGCAAAUUUCCGAAUUUCUGAAAAGCAGGAUGGCAGGGGAUCGCAACGUUUCACUGAACAAUCCGUUAGAGCUUUGCUCGUGAAUAUAAAUUAGCCUGUUCCUGCCAUCUGUAUGUUUUGGAGCACAUUUUGCUCUCUUCAAAAGUGGAAUGAAACAGCGCUACCCGGGUCAAUUAUCAACAUGGCUUAGUCGAAGUAAGAGAGCAGAUCUGUCAGAAAAGAAGAGCGACUUACGUGUGUGUGAUGCUACUACGUGCCGUUAUGAUGGGACCUGUCGAGACAAUGGUGCUGACCUCAAAUGCGUAUGCCAGUUUCAGUGCCCUAAGAACUACAUCCCCGUGUGUGGUUCUAACGGAGACACCUAUCAGAAUGAAUGCUAUCUGAGACAGGCAGCCUGUACGCAGCAGAGACCAAUUUCUCUGGCCUCUGAGGGCACCUGCUAUCCUGACAGCAGCUCGGGAUCUGGGGAUGGAGAAUAUGAGGGAUCAGGCACAGAUUCGGUCAAGAAAGUCACAAAAUGCAGCAGCUGUAAGUACGGCGCGGAAUGUGACGAAGAUGCCGAGGACGAAGACUCCUGUUCGUGUAAAAUCGACUGUAGUGGGCAUAAUGAGAAUCCUGUAUGCGGUACAGACGGAAACUCGUACCACAACCCCUGCCUUGUGCGAGAGGCUUCCUGCAUGAAGCAGGAACAGAUAGACGUGAAACAUCUGGGGAGAUGCCCAGAUAAAGACAAAGGCAAAAAAACUGAUGCUGGAAUUCCCUACAAGCCUGAAUUUACCGACCCAGCAAAAGCUGGUGAUGGAAAAGGAUACGGUUGGAUGCCUGUCCCCUGCACAGAUGACUACGCUAACUUCUGCGUUCAUGGCCAGUGUGAAUUUAAUUAUGGUAUCGCCUCCUGUCGGUGUGAUUCAGGCUACACGGGGACACAGUGUGAGGAGAUCGCAGACUUUAACAUCCUGUAUGUGGUACCCAGUGGUCAGAAACUUCAUUAUGUGCUUAUAGCUGCUAUCAUUGGAGCUGUGCAGAUUGCCAUUAUUGUGGCAGUUGUAAUGUGCAUUACCAGGAAAUGUCCGAAGAAUAAUCGUGGAAGACGACAAAAGCAGAACUUGGGACAUUUUUCAUCAGACCCCUCUUCAAGGAUGAUGUAGCUUGUUUUUAUUUUUAUACUUUUUGUACCGAGUGGAUUACAUUUUUAAUGUAAUUUUUUUGUUUUGGGCUUUCUUGACUGGACAAUAAGGUUAUUUUCGAUUACAUUUUAUUUGAUUAUUUUAAUGGAUGGUGACUUAUUGUUUUCUAUUUUCAGGACAUUUUAGGUACUUGAUGUCAGUGGCAAACACUGUCAAAUGAAUGACAAAAGCCAGCUCCUUUUUGUCGAGUUUGUUUUUGUUGUUGUUGUAUUUUUCUUAGUUUGUGGUACCAUUUUUCACGUAUUGUUAAAUGUAACUCUCGGGACACAAACUGUACCACAAAAAUAGAGGUCCUUUUUUUUUCUUGGAAUGGAAUGUGCUUCUAACUGAAAAUAUUAACUCUUAGCUCUGUCUUUAACCCCAUUUGAUUUAUUUAAAUUUGAUUUACUUAAAUCAAACACAGCUGAACACCAAAUUUAAUUGGACAUGCUCAAGCGCGCCGACAAAGUGAUGACGUUUACAGUUUCUUUUGAGAGUAAUUCCAGAGAAUGAAAUGCAACGUGUUUGACUAGCUAAUUUGAUCAAUGUUGAAAUGUUUGUAGUUUUUAUGUUCUAAUGUUAUCGGUGUUGUUAAUGUUGAAACAGUCAUUAUUGUUAUUAAUUUAAUUCUACAAACUGCAUAUCGCAUGACCUGUGAAACUGUGUCCAGUGAUGUAGAUUUAAUAAAAUUAAAUUCUCAGUCUUACACAUUUUUUGUCACCUGUACACAAUUAUCACAUUUACAAGUUGGAAGAAUGUGUAACUUCAUGAUAGGACAAUUAAUGAUUGAACAAACAGAACGUUUUUGUAUCCGUCGUUACAAUAUCUUCAUUACGAGAAUCAUGGAGUAUCAUAGUUAUCAAUCAUCCUAAUUUUAUUCUUAUAUACAAAGCUCCUUGUUCUAUUAAAUGUAUUGCUGUAUGUCUCACUAC